Molecule: messenger RNA, 1485 nt
Organism: Acinonyx jubatus (cheetah)
Lineage: Eukaryota; Metazoa; Chordata; Mammalia; Carnivora; Felidae
Gene: DIRAS1
Product: DIRAS family GTPase 1
Exons: 2
Coding region: 830-1426 (198 amino acids)
Biological process (GO): signal transduction
Cellular component (GO): plasma membrane
Molecular function (GO): GTPase activity; GTP binding; GDP binding
Source: RefSeq, a predicted model, not a curated record
CGUCCGCGGGGCCGGGCACUCCUCCUCCCGGCGGCCCCCCCCCACCGGAGCCCCCUCCCCAGAUCCGAGGGGCCCUGGCCCUCGGCGCGGCCACCUUGGACAGCUCCCCCUCCGCGCCCUCCCGCCCCCGCGGUACUUGCCGGGCGCCCCUGGGCCAAGCCGGCCCCUCCCCCAGGUCCAGCGCGGGCCCCCUCUCUGGGUGGGUCGGUCCCGCUCAGUCAGAGCCCCCUCCGCGCGGGGCCAGUUGGGCCCUGGGCCCGUCUUCCCGCGGAGCACCGGCUCGGCUUCCCGCCCCUCGCCCGGGAGCCGAACCAAGCCCCUCGCCCGGGAGCCCCUCCCCUGGUCGGGCCCUUCCCCCACCACUGAGAUCCUCCGCUGGCCAAGGGGAGCCCCGUGGGCCGGUCCCCUGAGUGUGCCUCCCCUCCCUCAGGCCCCCUGUCAUCCAACCCCUAGGUCCCUAAGCCAGACCCCUCCCCCCAUUUGGUUGAGCCCUGCUGCGUGUGUGUGUGUGUGUGUGUGUGUGUGUGUGUGUGUGUGUGUGUCCUAUGCCCUCCCCUGGGCCCCGGCCUGUUCUCCUGGCCCCAGGAGUGUUGGGGAGGGCUGCCUUGCACAGGAGGUCUAUGUAGCCAACCAGGGCCCAGUUCAAAUCCUGCUCUGAUCUGUGACCUUGAGCUAGUCCCCCCCACCCCUGGAGCCUCCUGCUGUGCCCCCUACCCCCACCCGGCAGGAGGAGGAAGAGGGUGAGAUUCAAACAGCACAAGGGUCGGUCUGGGGUUCUAGCAGCUGGCACGAGCCCUCCCGGCCCUGACCCCCACCCACCGCGUGGAAGAUGCCUGAACAGAGCAACGACUACCGAGUGGUGGUGUUCGGGGCGGGCGGCGUGGGCAAGAGCUCGCUGGUGCUUCGCUUCGUCAAGGGCACGUUCCGGGACACCUACAUCCCCACCAUCGAGGACACCUACCGGCAGGUGAUCAGCUGCGACAAGAGCGUAUGCACGCUGCAGAUCACCGACACCACGGGCAGCCACCAGUUCCCGGCCAUGCAGCGGCUGUCCAUCUCCAAGGGCCACGCCUUCAUCCUGGUCUACUCCAUCACCAGCAAGCAGUCGCUGGAGGAGCUGGGGCCCAUCUACAAGCUCAUCGUGCAGAUCAAGGGCAGCGUAGAGGACAUCCCCGUCAUGCUGGUGGGCAACAAGUGCGAUGAGACACAGCGGGAGGUGGACACCCGCGAGGCCCAGGCCGUGGCCCAGGAGUGGAAGUGCGCCUUCAUGGAGACGUCGGCCAAGAUGAACUACAACGUCAAGGAGCUUUUCCAGGAGCUGCUGACGCUGGAGACGCGCCGAAACAUGAGCCUGAACAUCGACGGCAAGCGCUCCAGCAAACAGAAGAGGACAGACCGCGUCAAGGGCAAAUGCGUCCUCAUGUGAGCCCGGGACGCCUGCCACCAGCCGGUCCAAGCCUCUCCCAAAGCCCCUGCUCCUCCUCC